Pogona vitticeps (central bearded dragon) is the source of this 1225-nucleotide messenger RNA. The record is from RefSeq and is a predicted model, not a curated record. NCBI's taxonomy places the organism in Eukaryota, Metazoa, Chordata, Lepidosauria, Squamata, Agamidae.
UUGGUUGGGCGGUUCAUUUCAGCAUGAAUUUCACCAUCAAGGAGACCCACUGCCAGAAAGCUUCUAGUUACAGGAUGGGAAGCUGCCGAUACAAAGCCAACGGGGCCAUCAGGGACUGUUCCGCUGAGGUGUCGAUUCUGAACUUCAUGCACGAUGCGCCGCUGACCUCUGUGAAAUGCCAGCCAGCAAAGCCCAGCAGCAAGAAGGCAAAACCCAAGUCCCGGCCGCAGGCGGCAGAGGCUCCGUCCCCAGUGUCCGUGGGGCAGGACUCCCCAUCUCCUCUGACUCUCCGGCAGUUCUGAUGGCCAUUGUGGAAGAGGAAUGGCAACCCUACGGCGCGAAGGGGGCCUUUUGUAGCUGGAGGCGUCCUGAGCCUCGGCGCCGGUUUUCCACCAAAUUGUUGCACAACAUCUACAAAGCAAAUGUGUCGUGCCGUAGGGUGGGUAGCGUAUUAUCCUCUGUCGACCCUAUCCAAAGGAGAGCAAUAUUUUAACAGUGCCCUGUAGGUUUUGUUCGUUUUAUUAUUUUUAAUAUUAUUUGGGGGGGGGUUGGCCCGUUGACCUGUCCGUCAGUCACCUCUAGAGGUAGAUUCUGAGCUACAGUUGUGAUGACUAGCCCUGUUUUUAUAGAUUUCUUAAGAUCCCCUUAACCACUCGAUAAAUGUUAGUAUAUUGCUUUAAAUACAGUGGGACCACAGUAUCUUGGAGGGGGGGGAAUCAGUUUCAAGACACACACACACACACACACACACACACACACCGUGAAUGCUGAAAAAUGCAGAAGUAUGUAAUGGCCUGUUCUGGCAAAUACACCCUGGAUAUACAUAUGCAGUAAAUAGGAAUUUCAUGGGGUGGGGGGCAUUUAGUAUUUUCAGCCAUCAGAUAAGUGAAUCAGUGGAUACCGAUCCCGCGGAUAGGGGGGUCCUACUGUAUUGAUAUAUGGAUUUUUCGUUGAUGAAUUCCUGGCCUGUGGAGAUGAAGCACUAAGGUUGCCACCAACAGUGUCAAACUAAGGACACCAAUGAGGGUCAGAAUGUGUUCCACAGAAGCCAGGAUGUCUCCCCAGUUUUGCAUGGGACAGGACUCCCAGCAAAUCAUGUUUCACAAUACCAGUACCAUGACGAAGGUGGAGCCACUGUGGCUUUUGCCCCCAGGUCCCAAAAUGUAGAGGGCGUUGAUAUGUGGAGAUGAAUCUGCUGAUGGCUGGCUGGAAAAUAAACCGCCAC